CUUUUAUUUUGAAAGAGUCGGUCAGGUCAGCUGAUCUCUGACGGCUGAUCUUCGAAGAUAAAAAGGGACUUUUUAGUCGCCUUCCUCAGUCCAGUAAGAACAGUAGAAGCCAGCUCACGCAACAUGGCGACACAUCAUGAAGUGAAACCAAAGCCUGGGGACUUGAUAGAGAUCUUCAGGCCGGGCUACCAGCACUGGGCUUUGUAUGUGGGCGACGGCUUUGUGGUCCACCUGACUCCCCCCUCGGAGUGUGCAGGUGCGGGCCCCAGCAGCAUGAUGUCCAUCUUGGCGGACAGGGGCCUGGUGAAGAUGGAGGAGCUGUGGACGGUGGUGGGGAACGACCGCUACCGAGUCAACAACAUCCUGGAUGGCAAAUACCAACCCCGCCCAGUCUAUGUCAUCGUGGAGGAAGCCAGAAGGCUGGUGGGCCAGAUUGUGUCCUACUGCCUCAUCAGUAGAAACUGUGAGCACUUUGUCACCAACCUGCGCUACGGAAAACCAGAGUCCCGCCAGGUGCGCCAGGCGGCAGAAACGGCCGCAUGGACAGGUUUGGGCAUGGCCCUUGCAGCUGUAGCUCUGUUUGGACCGACUGGCGACAAGAACAAGAACAAGCACAAACAGUAACACACUGAUGGAAGAUUCACCAGCAGAGCCUUAGACACUUAAACAAUCAGAGGGCAUUACCAUACUACAUUUAUACACCUUUUAUAUGCUGCCAAUGUUAUGUUUAUAUCAAAUGAAGGGAAGCUUUUUUAUUAACCAACAGACAUUUACACUAUUUUAAUAACACUAAUAAAUCCUCCAUUUUACACGUAAAUUUGGAUUUGGAGAUAAUUUUAUACAAUGGAUUAAGAUGCUUUAUACAAGGCCCAUGGCAUCAGUCAAAACCAAUAAUCAUAUUUCAGAACCUUUUUUGUUCAAAAGAGGAGUAAAACAGGGAUGUCCUGCAUCUGGAUUAUUAUUUAAUUUGGUUAUUGAACUCUUAGCUGCAAAAAUAAGAAGUGAAAAUAAUACUCAUGGUAUAAAAAUUGGCUCUCAGUAUAAUAAGCUAUCGAUGUAUUGUGACGACAUAAUUUUUUUUACCUGUCACAUGUUAACUCCUCUCUUCUUUAUAUCAAUAAUGUCAUCACUGAAUAUGGCUGUUUAUAAGGGUAUAAAGUUAUUUGGGACAAAUGUGACAUAUUACCACUUAAUAAACACUGCAAGAAAUUACAAGUUCAGAACUCCAAAAUUAAAUUGUAUUGCAUUAUUA
This is a messenger RNA of Entelurus aequoreus (snake pipefish), 1252 nucleotides long. Its product is annotated as phospholipase A and acyltransferase 3-like. Gene Ontology annotation, biological process: N-acylphosphatidylethanolamine metabolic process. Bases 124 to 624 code for a protein of 166 amino acids. The transcript has 5 exons. Lineage: Eukaryota; Metazoa; Chordata; Actinopteri; Syngnathiformes; Syngnathidae. Gene Ontology annotation, molecular function: A2-type glycerophospholipase activity; glycerophospholipid phospholipase A1 activity. The record is from RefSeq and is a predicted model, not a curated record. Gene Ontology annotation, cellular component: cytoplasm.